This is a messenger RNA of Musa acuminata subsp. malaccensis (wild Malaysian banana), 1446 nucleotides long. RefSeq names its product protein trichome birefringence-like 34. Gene Ontology annotation, cellular component: Golgi apparatus. The record is from RefSeq and is a predicted model, not a curated record. NCBI's taxonomy places the organism in Eukaryota, Viridiplantae, Streptophyta, Magnoliopsida, Zingiberales, Musaceae. Gene Ontology annotation, molecular function: O-acetyltransferase activity.
AUGGCCAAGAAGAGCAAUCUUGUCCUUCAAGAACCAUGGUGGAUGAGGACGCCACUGCCAUCUGUCUUCUUCAUCAGCAUCUUAGUCUUCGUCGUCGUCGUUCUCUUCAUCUCCCUCUCCUACGACAAAGUGGAGUAUUUGUCGCCCAAGAUUUUUGACCGCCAGCAGGUGAACCUGAUGUCGGUAUCGGCAGACGAGACGAGGAAGCAGAAGUGUGACUUGUUCUCGGGGCGGUGGGUCUACGAUUACUCGACGCAGCCGCUGUACUCCGGGGUGGGGUGCUCGUACAUGAACGACGAGGUGGCCUGCGAGAAGUUCGGGAGGAAGGAUCUGGAGCAUCAGCGGUGGAGGUGGCAACCCCAUGGCUGCAGAGUUCCAAGGUUCGAUCCCGAGAAGCUGCUGAACAGAUUAACCGGCAAAAGAAUGGUGUUCGUUGGCGACUCUCUCAACAGGAAUCAAUGGGUGUCGAUGGUGUGCAUGUUGGAAUCUGCCGUAAGUAGUGACGGCCAUUCUAUGAGCCAGAAUGGUUCACUCAGGUCCUUCAAGGCAAAGGAUUUUAAUGCGUCGAUCGACUUCUACUGGUCUCCACUGCUGGUGGAAUCCAACUGUGAUGACCCGGUGCACCAUCGGUUGUCAGAUAGGAUGAUGCGGGCUAAUUCGAUCGAUGCGCAUGCUCAACGAUGGGCAGAUGCAGACAUACUCGUCUUCAACUCUUAUCUAUGGUGGAAGAAGCCCGGGAUGAAGAUGAAGGUCAUCUACGAUGGUUCGUUUGAGGACGAGGACAACAACAUGGAGGAAAUGGAGAUGAUAGAUGGCUUUGGGUUAGCACUGAAGGCAUGGUCCGAUUGGCUGGAGUCGCACCGCAACCGCAGCACCCAGCUCUUCUUCGUCAGCCUGUCACCGACGCAUGCAUGGGGUUACGAGUGGGGUGCAGAAGGCAAUCAGAACUGCUACAACCAGACCCAGCCGAUCGAAGAAGAAGGGUACACAGGUAAAGGAUCAGACUACAAGAUGAUGCGAAUGGUGGAGGAGACAGUCGAGAGGCUGAGCAAUAAAGGCGUGGAUGUGCAGAUACUCAACAUUACUCAGCUCUCGGAGUACAGAAAAGACGGGCAUCCCUCCAUUUACAGGAAGUUUUGGGACGAUCUCGGUAAAGAACGAGUUGCGAACCCUAGUGGAUACUCGGACUGCACGCAUUGGUGUCUUCCUGGGGUCCCUGACGUAUGGAAUGAGCUCCUAUAUGCCUUCAUUGUUUCCCAAGAACAGGUGUAGGUUUUUUGCAUGGCGAAAGGAGGCUGACUGCUGGAAGCAACAUCGAACGAUGCUUAAUUGUUGUCUCCUCUCCCCCCCCUCCCCUCCCUUUUUUUGGCGUUAAAAUUGGAGGAAGAACAUUUUGUUAACUCUACAAAGUUGAAAGCAAAAUCAAAUCCCUAUUUUUUUGUUACG